Molecule: messenger RNA, 3184 nt
Organism: Pelodiscus sinensis (Chinese soft-shelled turtle)
Lineage: Eukaryota; Metazoa; Chordata; Testudines; Trionychidae
Gene: MAD1L1
Product: mitotic arrest deficient 1 like 1
Biological process (GO): attachment of mitotic spindle microtubules to kinetochore; mitotic spindle assembly checkpoint signaling
Cellular component (GO): nuclear envelope; mitotic spindle; kinetochore
Source: RefSeq, a predicted model, not a curated record
GUGAGAUCUCGGGGCAGGACGAGGAGGGAGAUCCAAGCAGGAGGCGGGGAGCCGGCUGCUGUGGCAGAGAGCUCACCAUGGAGAACUCAGAGGACAAUACAACUGUGUUCUCUGCCUUGCGAUCUCUCAACAACUUCAUUUCACAGCGUGUGGAGGGGGCAUCUAGUCUGGCUGCACCAGGAUCACUUCCAAGUACCUUGCAUAUGCAGUACCAGCAGAGGGUUCAGUUAGAGGAACAAGCUGAGCAGAUUCAUUCCAAAUCUCAGCUCCUGCAAGUGGAACGGGAGAAGAUGCAGAUGGAGCUGAGCCACAAAAGAGCUCGCAUUGAGCUGGAGAAGGCAGCUAAUACUAAUGCCAGGAGUUAUGAGCGAGAGGCUGACCGUAACCAGGAGCUCCUCACGCGCAUAAAGCACUAUCAAGAAAAAGAAGUGGAGGCUGAGGCUAAGCUGAAGGAACAAAUGGAGAUUAAUACAUCUUAUAAGAAAAGCAUGGAGACUGUGAGCAAGAACCUGCAGGAGAAGGAGAGCAAGCUAACUGAAGCUAAUGAAACGAUCAGCAUCUUGAAAGGGAAAAUAUCUGACUUGCAGUGGCGUUUAAUGAAUCAGGAGAUGCAAAUGACAAGCCACGAAUCUCAGAAACAGGAACUGAUGGAACAGCUGGAUAUGCAACACAACAAAUGUCAGGAGGCCAACCAGCAAAUCCAGUUGCUGCAAGCAAGCCAGUCUCUGUUGGCAGAACAUGAACAGAAAAUUAAGGAUCUGGAACAGAAGCUCUCUCUGCAGGAACAAGAUGCUUCAAUUGUGAAGAAUAUGAAAGCAGAACUCGCCCGAUUCCCAAAGAUGGAGCGGGAACUGCUCCAGCUCAGGGAGGAUAAUGCCUACCUCAGGGAAAUGAAGGAAAACAAUGGGUUACUCAGAGAGGAGGUGGAAGGUCUCCAGAGGAAACUUGAGCGCUUUGAAAAGGUUCAGGCAGAUCUUGUGACCCUUGAAUUGGAAAAUGAGAAACUUCUGGGAAAGUUGAAAAGCUGGGAAAAACUAGACCAAAGCACUGGCUUAAGUAUCAGAACCCCUGAUGAUCUCUCGAGACAGAUUGUUGCCCUGCAGCAGAGGGAGCUUGUGUUGAAAGAGCAGAACUGUACCAUCACAAACAGUGCCCGGAUAUUAGAGAAGGCUCGGCAGCAGCUACAGGAAGAUAUAUUACGGAUCCAGAGUCAGCUACUGGAUGAGAAGAAAAAACGUGAGCAUCACGAAGCUUUUGUCAGACGCUUGCAGAAACGAGUGCUACUGCUUACAAAGGAGCGUGAUGGAAUGAGAGCAAUUCUGGAGUCAUAUGACAAUGAGCUGACCCCAUCAGAACACUCUCCCCAGCUGAGCCGGCGCAUGCGUGAAGCAGAAGAAAUGGUGCAGAAGAUGCAUGCGCACAAUGCUGAGUUAGAGGCUCAGCUGUCCCAAGUUUUGGAAGAAGUGGGGACCCAGAAACAGAGAGCAGAUAUGUUGGAGGUGGAACUGAAGAGCUUGAAGUCUCAGGAAUGCACAGCAGCUCACAGCACCUUCAUCACUACUGAGGAGGUUAAAGCGCUCAGGUUAAAAAUUGAGGAGUUGGAGGCUGAGCGAGGGCAUCUAGAAGAAGAGAACAAAUCUCUGGAAAUGAAACUGGAGAAGCUCACUCUUCAGGGUGACUAUGACCGCAGUAAAACCAAAGUGCUUCACUUUAGCAUGAACCCAGCCAGCCUGGCUAAGCAGCAGCGAAAGGAUGAACAGCACCAGCUCCAGGAAGAAUGUGAGAAGCUGAGAGAGAUGGUCAGGGUCCUGGAAGGAGGAGGUUCUAUCCCUGAGAAUCUGGAAAUAGUUGGAAGUUUGCAGUCACCCCAAGAAGUUGCAGAGCUGAAGAAGCAAGUGGAAAGUGCCGAACUGAAAAACCAACGACUUAAAGAAGUUUUCCAGACCAAGAUCCAGGAGUUUCGCAAGGUAUGCUACACACUGACGGGAUACCAGAUUGACAUCACUACUGAGAACCAAUACCGGCUCACCUCCAUGUAUGCUGAGCACCAAGGAGACUGCUUGCUUUUUAAGGCCUCCAGCUCCUCUGGUGGGAAGAUGCAACUUCUGGAAACUGAAUUCUCUCUGACAAUUCGUGAGCUCAUCGAUCUGCACCUGCUGCACCAGGACAGCAUUCCAGCAUUCCUCAGCGCCGUCACCCUCGAACUCUUCAGCCGCCAGACUUGUGCUUAACCCUCACUGAAAGCUAGCCUGGCACCUUCUAGAUGUGGCUCAGGACUGUCGUUUCACCGCUGGCCUGCCUAGUGCAGUGGAAAGGGGAUCCAGGAGCUAAUCAGGCCAAGUUCUUUUGCUUCUGUUGCAUACGGUUGCUUCCCAUUUCUUUUACAGUCCCCUCUCUCCUUUUCUCCCCAAACACAUCAUGGCUGUUUGAAGAAGCAAUUAAGAUUCCCACAAUACAGUUUCCAGGGGAGAACAAAAAUAACUCCAGGUCAGAGCUCCCUUUUGCCAGCUGUCCACCUCCCUAUUGAACAUUGAGACCUUUUUAUUAAAUUGUCAGCUUCUUAUGUAGCCUGUCUCAGCAGGAGUCACUAUAGAGAGGGCAGGAGAAUGUUGACUUUGGGGAGCUCACAGCUGCUCAAGUCCCAGCUUCUUGUAGGUGGAUCCUGUUGAAUUGGGUCUCAACCUCUCCUACAUGAAAGCUCUUUGAAGCUCAGCGCACAGGCUAUAGGGGAAAUGACAGCUUGAGCAGCCACCAACUAAUGAGGGUUGGCUUCUGGGAGUGCAGGACAAUUGUGGAGGACUGGAGUCAUGGCUAGUGGGGCCCUUUGGAUACAGCCUGCUCUCAUAGACAGCUCGCUGCUCAGUGAGAGUUGAGAACCGUUCAAGACAGAAAGCUUUGCAAGAUCAUGUCCUUCAUAGCUGGUUUGUCAGAACUCAGCACCUGUGUGGACCCUUCUCUCUUCCCCCUCUUACGCUAAACGCCCAGUGCUUAGACAUCACUGGAGUGCUUUUCCUUCCUUGCACAAGACUCUCGGGUUGCUUGGCUAUUUCAGGCUAUUUUUGGGUGUAACCGUCACCACCUCUCUCUCCCGACUGCAGAGGGAUCUUUCUGACAGCUCUGAAAGGCUGUACUGUAAUAGAGGGGCUGGUUAGUUUGUUUUUCAGAUUAAAGUAUCACUUUCCCA